This is a messenger RNA of Exophiala mesophila, 1011 nucleotides long. RefSeq lists its product as uncharacterized. Bases 1 to 1011 code for a protein of 336 amino acids. Lineage: Eukaryota; Fungi; Ascomycota; Eurotiomycetes; Chaetothyriales; Herpotrichiellaceae. The transcript is spliced from 3 exons. The record is from RefSeq and is a predicted model, not a curated record.
AUGGCCAACCUCCCAACCGCAUUGCUCGUUCAAGUCCGGGUGGCAUUUGCGACCUGCUCGAGACAGCACGCAGUGUCGCGAAAGUCGCAAUUCAGCACCCUCCGACCCCUUUUCCGAAAGGCACCUGAGAAGCCUAAGACGCCGAAAAGCGUUUCAAUACAAGUUGCCCACCACCGGGCGCAACUACAGAAGGAACAAGAGAAAGAGAAGGAGCGGCAGGCGACAUCAUCGCAGCGUACACAUGAUACAAAGGAGUUGGUUCCUCGCUCCAAGGAAGACACUUCUGUCAGUACAGAGCGGAAGUUCCAGGUGCCUUUGAAGGUCAUCCCAAAGGCUCAGAUUGCGCCCAACGUUAGUCUGUCACCUAGAGAACGACUUCAACUUGAAGAAUUAACGCGGAGAACUCCUCGACCAGCUGAACCAACAGUCUACAAAAAGAAGAUCCGAAUUUAUAGCGCAGGGUACCCCCGCAUAUACGGUGUUUUGUUUGUCAAAUUCACCUUCACUUUGAUUCUGUCCGUCGUGACAUUCGUCGUGGUGCCAGCUCAAUGGUUCGGUGAUGUUCCUGUGUGGGUCACCGCUGGCUUUUGGCUCGCAUGGUUUCUUCCGGCAUGCUAUGUCCAUUGGUAUUUGAGAGGUUUUGUCAGCGAAAUCUUCCUUCGCCUUCCUCCUAAAGCUCAGUUGACCCCGAAGGCUACCAUGGAAUACGCCAAAAGUUUACCAAAUGACUCGGUCCUGGAGCUGACGUUCAUGAGGUGGACCAUGCUACCCUCAACCGUGUCAAUGAAGCUGGGCCAACUCCAACCCCUAUCUAGCAGAUUUCAACUUGCCAAUUUCGGUGUUGCAGGGCCUUUGGACAAUCCUGGUACCUUCUUGCGCCCGACUCCUAAAGUCUUCUAUGUUCGUCCUCGGUCGGCUGAGGGAAUGGCUGUCAAAGACACAAUUCCUGGAAUCUGGCCCAAGGUCUUUGCUAGACUGACACAAAAAGACAGCGCCACUAGAUGGCAAUGA